AUGUUUGUCGUCUGCAACAAUCGGACGAUGGUCGACAUGUGCAAGCGAGUGCCCUCCUCGCCCAAAGAGCUGCGGCAGUGCCACGGGAUGGGGGAGGUCAAGGGCGAGAAGAGGCGGCGGAAGAAGAAGGCGAGGCGGGCGGUGCCGCUCGACGGGCUGAGCGAGGAGGAGCUGCUCCGCAUGCAGCAAGAGCUCUUUGCCAGCGCGCGGCAGCACGUCAUUCGCUUGAUGGACGAGCGCGAGCCCGCCGCCCGAUUCUUCGAGCGGCAGAUCGACUCAAGCGGCGGGUGCUCGAAGACGCGGAAGAGGCUGCGAGAUCUCGCAGCCACGGAGCCCGACGACCCGGCAGUGGCGUGGCUUCUGGCGACGGGCGUCGUGUAA
Messenger RNA from Emiliania huxleyi CCMP1516, 381 nucleotides. RefSeq lists its product as hypothetical. Gene Ontology annotation, molecular function: nucleotide binding; nucleic acid binding. Bases 1 to 381 code for a protein of 126 amino acids. The record is from RefSeq and is a predicted model, not a curated record. NCBI's taxonomy places the organism in Eukaryota, Haptophyta, Isochrysidales, Noelaerhabdaceae. The transcript has 4 exons.